This is a messenger RNA of Pipra filicauda (Wire-tailed manakin), 2647 nucleotides long. It is a transcript of the gene ZBTB33, whose product is annotated as zinc finger and BTB domain containing 33. Lineage: Eukaryota; Metazoa; Chordata; Aves; Passeriformes; Pipridae. Gene Ontology annotation, molecular function: DNA-binding transcription factor activity, RNA polymerase II-specific; RNA polymerase II cis-regulatory region sequence-specific DNA binding; protein binding. The transcript is spliced from 2 exons. The record is from RefSeq and is a predicted model, not a curated record. The coding region runs from base 129 to 2162 and encodes 677 amino acids. Gene Ontology annotation, biological process: regulation of transcription by RNA polymerase II. Gene Ontology annotation, cellular component: nucleus.
CCCCGCCCGCGGGGUCACCGCCCCUCCGGCGCGGGCGGCACCGGCGGCUCCGGCGGCUCCCUUUGUGCCGCCCGGCAGCGACGGACGCGCGGACAACGGCGGCGGCAGGUGAGGCGGCGGCGGCAGGAAUGGAGGGGAAAAAACUCAUCUCUGCAACAGACACACAGUAUUCUAGUGUGCUUCUUCAGUCUUUGAAUGAACAACGUGGCCAUGGACUUUUUUGUGAUGUUACAGUCAUCGUGGAGGACCGGAAGUUUCGAGCUCACAGAAACAUCCUUUCGGCCUCAAGCACAUAUUUUCACCAGCUUUUCUCAGUGGCUGGUCAAGUGGUUGAACUGAGCUUUGUGAGAGCAGAAAUUUUUGCAGAAAUUCUUAAUUAUAUUUAUAGUUCGAAAAUAAUCAGCGUUCGAUCCGAUUUACUUGAUGAACUGAUCAAAUCAGGGCAGCAGCUGGGCGUGAAAUUCAUAGCUGAUCUGGGCAUAGCUCCGUCCGAAGAGAAAAAUGUGCCAAGCGAGGUCAAAGAUGGUGCUUCAGAAACUUCUAGUCCAAGUCAAAGGGAUGCUGAAACACAAGUACCUCUAAUCAGGCCAGAGAGUCAAGAGGCAACGGAUGGGAUGCCAGUUAUAACACAGUCAUUCUCCUUACAUGGCAUAGAAUAUGAGACUACAAAAAUUACAGUGAGCGACUCGGAUGAUGAGGACGAUGAUGUAAUUUUUUGUUCUGAGAUUGUUCCUCCAAAAGAAUGUACUAAAGAUAAAAAUGCUGCAAGCCAGAACCAGCCUUGCUCAAGUCCAGCUGGAGCUUCUGACCAAAAAACCUGUGGCGGUGGUGGCUCUCCCUGUUUGACAAACACCACAGCAGCUCAAAACCUCACCUUGUCUGCCAGUCAGCUAAACCCAAACCAAACACAGUCAGGUGCUGAAUCGCUUGUCUCGGCAACUCCCCAGCAUUUUACCCCUAAUAUCAUCGUGCUAAACAAGCCUCUGCUUAACUCAUCACUUGGUGCCAGCUCCUUGCAUCAAACACACGUGACCCCUACAAUUAAUUUACUUGAGGAGAACCAGCAGCCAUCUAAUAAGGGCUCCUUAACUGAAGUGGAAACAACUGCUGUUGAUGAUGAAGAGGUUGUUGAAGAUGAUGUCGAUAUCAUUAGCUCCUCUAGUCCUGGUUCAGUCAGCAGCAGCUCUUUGGUUCAGCAGUCUUCUGUUCCCAAGGCAGCAACCACUGAGGGAUCAGGUGUACAGAAAAAACAGGUUGUUACAUUUCCACAAGAGUCAUUUGCUAAACCUGGAGAAUUUAAAAUAAAAAUCUCAGAUGUCCUUAGCGGAAACAACAAGGAAUUCAGUUCGGGCAUAGCAUCAAAGAAUGUGGCAGAUGGGCAGAAAAUCAUAACAUUAGAUACAGCAACUGAAAUAGGAGGCUUAUCGACAGGCUGUAAGGUUUAUGCAAACAUCGGUGAGGAUACGUACGACAUAGUCAUCCCUGUAAAGGGGGAUUCCGAGGAGGGGGAAGCCAAGCCUGAGGACACGCCUAGAACAUCUGGUGAUGAAUCUUCAAACAGGAAACGCAUGAAAGUAAAGCACGAUGACCAUUACGAGCUCAUAGUGGAUGGCAGAGUGUACUACAUCUGUAUCGUGUGCAAGAGAUCCUACGCGUGUCUGACGAGCUUACGGAGACAUUUUAACGUCCAUUCCUGGGAGAAGAAGUACCCGUGCCGGUACUGUGACAAGGUGUUUGCUCUGGCAGAGUAUCGCACCAAGCACGAGCUCCACCACACCGGGGAGCGAAGGUACCAGUGCUUGACGUGUGGCAAGACUUUCAUCAACUACCAAAUCACGGUCUCCCACAUCAGAUCGGUUCACAGCCAAGACCCUUCCGGAGACACCAAGCUCUACCGGCUGCACCCCUGCAGGUCCCUGCAGAUCAGGCAGUACGCCUACAUUAGUGACCGCUCGAGCAGCAUCCCGGGAAUGAACGAGGGGGGAAUUGUCUAUCGAGUCGGCUCAGGGAAGGACGGCACUGAAGGGACAGCGCCUAACUCUCCAGCCAAACAAAUUAGCUGGGACGACAUUUUCGUUCCGCCGGGAAACGAAACAAUGUUCAAACAAAAUCCGUCAGAGGGAAGUACUGAGUUUGAGUUUGUAAUACCAGAGUCUUACUGAAAUGCAUUAAGUGCUGGAAAAAAGGAUUCAGUGCAGAAAUAUUGCAGCUGUUUUAACGGGACUGUUAAAAUAGCUGUAAAAUAAAAGGUUAAAGUCAAAACAAGCUAACUUGUUCUACAAAGUCACCAAAAUGGUAACACUUGUCUGGAUUAUGUUAUCUGCAGUGAUUUGUGGAAGCAAUUAAUCUCAAAUUUACCUGAAUAGAGAGGAAGACAUUUCUAAGGAGCUGGCAGUGUUUUCUGGUAUGUUAAAUUUGAUCAAAACAUGAGGAUUUGUAGCUUGAAAAGGUACAAUUUCUUCUAAAGACCUAGAAAUAUUUCUAAAAUAAUUGAAUUAUUUUCUGUACCCAUACCUACUAUGUAAACCCUUUAUUUCAUGUUAGCACUUUAAUGGUGAAUUCUGUUUAGAUGUUAACCAAGAAAACAGGCUUUUUUUCAUUGUCUCUUGGUCGUGGAACGAUUUAAAAAAAGUAAUCCCACACCUCA